AUGGAGCAAUACUCACAAUACUUGAUGUUGGCGAAGAGCAAGAACAACAAAAUCCUUAUGAAUCCAUUGUCAAGCUACUCAUGGGAAGAACAAGCAUUCGCACAAGAUGCUCGAGGUCCUCUUGGGGGUUUCGUAUGGCCACCGAGGUCUUAUUCUUGUAGCUUUUGUAGAAGAGAGUUCAGGUCAGCUCAAGCAUUAGGUGGUCACAUGAAUGUCCACAGAAGAGAAAGAGCCAAGCUGAAGCAGACUGUUAAUGGUACCAGUAGUGCUCCUAUUAGUACAACUAGCACUAUUACACAACAAAACCAUAAUAAGCAGAGUCUCUGUAAUUCAUCAUUGGAGUCUCUAGACCCUGAUACACCUUCUUUAAUACCAGCAUUAGGUCAAGAAAGUCUUGAUAGCAAUUCCGACACUAAGAGUUGUGUUUAUGACGAAGUGUUGGUAGUAGCUCAAGGCAAUGGUACUGAUGUUGAAACAAAUUUGUUUCUAGGGUUUGAUCACCUGGAUUCAUGUUCAAAUACGACUUCUUCUGUUCACAAGAGGCAGAAGAUGGCUGUUACACCGCCGGUCAUGGCCGGUUCCAUGAAAGGGUUAGAUCUUGAGCUGAGGCUGGCUGGCUAG
Molecule: messenger RNA, 621 nt
Organism: Cynara cardunculus var. scolymus (artichoke)
Lineage: Eukaryota; Viridiplantae; Streptophyta; Magnoliopsida; Asterales; Asteraceae
Product: probable transcriptional regulator RABBIT EARS
Exons: 1
Coding region: 1-621 (206 amino acids)
Source: RefSeq, a predicted model, not a curated record